AUGGAGCCGGAAGGGUCAAGUGGAUUCAAACGGAACUCUGUCCAUCAGGGAAUUUACAGUCGUCCUGUGGAACGGCGGCCCAGCAAGAAGUCUUCCUCCAAGGACCGGCACGGGAUGGUGUAUCCCGAUAGCUUCAGGGACACGGGAAUUCGAACAGUCACCCCAGACUCUGAGGCUGGCAACCACUCACCUUCCUCGGAGGCGGAGUAUCUCGCAUCAAGUGCAGCAGCUUCCCCUCGCCCCGCCACCCGGACAAGAGCCUCCGAUCGAGAAUCCCGUCGCGACUAUCACUCUUACCACUCGGCAGGCGACGAAGAAGAUACACAUGUGGAGAUGAAAAGUCAGCGCGCACGGUCACGGACCACCACCCUAGAUGAUCAGCGCAGCGAGAUCUCCCCUAACACAUUUUUCAGAGCCCGGAAUCGCCUGGGAUCUAUCAACACCGCAGUUCCACAACCCAAAACCCCGGACGAGUCGUCAUCUAUUGGCUUUCCGUCGAUUCAGUCCCCCACUUAUUUCAGUCACUCCCUUGGCCGCCAACGGUCAAGCAAGCCCCCAGGGGGUUCGAGCUUGGUGACGAGCGUAUCGGCCAAUCAACCCCCCUCGGCGCUGUCGACUACCGAUGCGUCCAAAAUCCUGCAGCUUAUGAAAACGACUUGUGGAAGGAUGCACGGCAUUCUUUCGUUUCGGACUGCAUCAACAACGGCUUGGUCCUCGGGCUACUGCGCCAUUAACGUCGCCACGGGCAGUCUAAUAUAUCAAGCCAAGGGGGAGCCCGCACUGGCCAAGACCUUGAUUCCUGAUCUGCGUGGCUGUCAGGUUCGCUCGCUGGUCGAUCCGGAACUACGGACGAACUACCUCAGCGUCUCCACGUUUACUUCAGGACUCGGUGUCGAGCUAAGACCCCAUGUGAGCGAAACAUUCGAUUCCUGGCUUGCUGCUUUGUUAUGCUGGCAGCCAAUCCGCCCCAAGGGCGUCCAAAACAAGAUGACAAAGCCCCAGUCGGUGGCCAUUGGCGACCGCCGUUUGGUCGAGCGCCGGCGAAACUCCGAAAGUACAGUACAAAAAGAGGCAGCUAUCAUUAAAGUUGGCAAGAUGCUAUUAUGGGACAGGCCCAGUGCGUCGGGUGUUCGACCUUCCUCUGGCCGCCGAGUGUCAACAUAUCGCCAACAGAGAGCUCUUUCCUCCUCGUGGCUGAGAGUCAGCUGUACGUUGCAAGAGAAUGGUGCCUUCAAGCUGUAUACCGAGUCCGACAUUACACUUGUAACAUGCAUCCAACUUUCGCAACUUUCCCGCUGUUCCGUGCAGCAAUUGCACUCUUCGGUCUUGGAAGACGAAUUCUGCAUCGCCAUCUAUCCUCAAUACGCCGUGCACUCUGCAUCCGGCAUCACUCGACCAGUAUAUCUAGCCCUGGAAAGUCGAGUCCUAUUCGAGGUAUGGUUCGUGCUCCUGCGCGCCUUUACGAUACCUGAGCUCUAUGGGCCCGAAACUUGUGCAGAAGAUGACCCGAAGAGUCCGUCCGACGCCGCUGCGUCAUCCAUGGCAGAUAUGUUCCGAAUCGAGCGCAUGCUCAAUGUGAGAGUCACGGAAGCUAAGCUGCUCCGAAAUAAGGCUGCGGAGAAGGCUCCUAGAAGCCGGAAGCAGUCACGGUCACAUAGCAAUUCAACCCCAACAUCUGCCGUGAGCGAUUACUACACAGAAGUACUUCUUGAUGGGGAAAUCCGUGCCAAAGUAUCGAUUCUAGUAAAGACGAUCAGCCCGACACAGAAGGAUUGGACGCUUAUCGCACAUGGCUCCUAUGGCCAGGACCAUAGUAAUCCGGCACGUUUGUUAGACGACGUUGAGCUCUCCUCCCAGGAUGCUACGUUCGGCAGGGUCGAUUUGAAAUUGGACGAUCUACAGCCUGGAGUCGAAACGGAAAAGUGGUGGCCGAUCUUAGAUGAUAAAGAUCAGCCGGUGGGUGAAAUGCUCAUGCGAGCGCGGAUGGAGGAGACGGUCGUUCUGAUGUCGCACGAGUACACGCCGAUGUCUGAAAUCCUACAUUCGUUCACCAAUGGCCUCACUAUUAACAUGUCUCAAGUCAUGUCCUCGGAGCUGAAUCAGUUGUCCGAAGCUCUUCUAAAUAUAUACCAGGUGUCAGGCACGACUGUCGAAUGGAUCUCAGCCUUGGUUGAGGAUGAGAUUGACGGGCUGCACAAAGAAUCGACAGCGAAUAGACUGAGGUAUACCACGAGGAUUCACUCCAACGAUUCCCGGGAGUCGGGCCAAGAAAGAGAAGUCCUUGUGAGAGACAUGGGCCGUACUGCUACCGUCGAGGCAAACCUGCUUUUUCGAGGAAAUUCGCUUCUCACCAAGGCGCUUGACUACCACAUGCGUCGCUUAGGCAAGGAGUACUUGGAAGAAACCAUUGGCGAGCGACUUCGCGACAUCGAUGAGACCGACCCGGAGUGCGAGGUGGACCCUUCCCGUGUACAUCGAUCGGAUGAUCUCGAACGCAACUGGAGGAACCUCGUCUCCCUAAGUACAGGGGUCUGGAAGUCGAUUGCAAGCUCUGCAUCUAGAUGCCCGGCCGAGUUGAGGCUCAUCUUUCGGCACAUCCGAGCUUGUGCCGAGGACCGCUAUGGCGAUUUCCUUCGGUCAGUCACAUACAGUAGUGUAUCGGGGUUCCUAUUUCUGCGGUUCUUUUGUCCAGCAAUUCUGAAUCCCAAACUCUUUGGAUUGCUCAAAGAUCAUCCGCGCCCCCGCGCCCAACGCACAUUGACACUGAUCGCCAAGGCCCUGCAGGGCCUGGCCAACAUGACCACCUUCGGCAGCAAGGAGCCUUGGAUGGAACCCAUGAACAAGUUUCUGGUCAGCAACCGCGCCGAUUUCAAGCAAUUCGUCGACUCGAUCUGUGCUAUCCCUGCCGACCGUCCCGCACCUAUCGUCACACCCUCCUAUGCCACCCCCAUACAGAUUUUGGGUCGUCUGCCCCCGACAUCCCGCGAAGGAUUCCCCAGUCUACCCUUCCUCAUUGAUCACGCGCGAAGCUUUGCCAAUCUCAUCAGUAUAUGGCUCGAGAUCGCACCGGAGCGCCUGGCGGAAAUGGAGGAGAUUGACCCAGCCGUCAGCAAAUUCCAUGAAAUGGCCGUUCGUCUGCACCAACGCACCAAGGAAUGUUUGAGCAGAGCCGAGCAGGCAGAGCGUCCAAACGGGGGCCUUGAGGUCAAGUGGGAGGAACUGGUCGAUGCCAUGGAACGAUCGGUGACCUUUUACGAAGACAGCUCCAAGCCUACGAGCCCGGCUACAGAGGCAGCUAUCGCAGGGUCGACAUCCCUUACCGGCAGCCAUCGCAAUUCGAUCGGCUAUUUCGCGUCACGGCCCUCUCUACCGCGUCGAUCUACCGAUUACGCUCCUGAAGCCGAGGAUGACACGCCUCCCAGCUCCUCUUCUGCCACCUGGGACCAAAGUAGAGUCCCCUUCUCGAUCCCGCGAUGGGCAGAUCCCAGGGACAGCACCGGCAGUUCGAAGAACUCUUCCACGUACUCGCUUGAAUACCCCGAACCCUCGAAAUCGCGCAGAUCUAGCAUCACCAGGGAGACAACAAGCAAGUACCGGUUCUUCGAUUUCGUGCCCCCGUCUCGCCGCAAAGCGAAGGAUCGGGAACAGGCUCAGCAUUCGCGUGAGGAACAGCGCAACGAGUUAUGA
Molecule: messenger RNA, 3687 nt
Organism: Aspergillus tubingensis
Lineage: Eukaryota; Fungi; Ascomycota; Eurotiomycetes; Eurotiales; Aspergillaceae
Product: GTPase-activating protein BUD2
Exons: 2
Coding region: 1-3687 (1228 amino acids)
Biological process (GO): regulation of GTPase activity
Source: RefSeq, a predicted model, not a curated record